Messenger RNA from Penicillium taxi, 537 nucleotides. RefSeq lists its product as uncharacterized. The coding region runs from base 1 to 537 and encodes 178 amino acids. The transcript is spliced from 2 exons. The record is from RefSeq and is a predicted model, not a curated record. Lineage: Eukaryota; Fungi; Ascomycota; Eurotiomycetes; Eurotiales; Aspergillaceae.
AUGGUCCCCUCAAAAUGUGAUCCCCUAAUAGAUGCCGGUCGUAAUGUGGCGGGCUGGCUCGAGAACCUCCUUGACGAGGACGAAUUCAAAAAAUGGGGCUUUGAGAAUUUUAUGGCUCUCCUCGUGAGCGCCGUCCCAGAAUGCCUUAAGUUUUAUAAUGGCCUUGAUCUCCUCGACACAUUCACCCUAACGGUCUUGGAAGACCCCUCCUUUAAAGGCGCAACAAUCGCUACUCUACGCGAGCACUUCAAUCAGUGGGCUAAGACUUUGUUAAAAGAAGAAAAGAGUAUUGCUGAAGACUACCGACCAUGUACCGGCUGCUACCGGUUUUUCAUUACGGUGGACCAAGAAGCUAUGGAUUCGGGAUUGAGUGCCCCCAAAGAUGAAGAUGAAGAAGCAUUUGUUCGUGUGGUUUACGCUGAAUGGAAACCAGAGAUGCUUGAUGAAGAAGAUAUUGCGAAUAGUGAUGUGUAUGGGCCAGAUAUUAAGGGGUGUACCCAGAACGAUGUGGGUUGGAUGAAAAUGUGCUGGCGUUAG